This is a messenger RNA of Colletotrichum destructivum, 528 nucleotides long. Its product is annotated as Putative geminivirus AL1 replication-associated protein, central. Lineage: Eukaryota; Fungi; Ascomycota; Sordariomycetes; Glomerellales; Glomerellaceae. The coding region runs from base 1 to 528 and encodes 175 amino acids. The record is from RefSeq and is a predicted model, not a curated record. The transcript has a single exon. Gene Ontology annotation, molecular function: DNA endonuclease activity, producing 5'-phosphomonoesters.
AUGAAGCGUUGUGAGAUGCCAGCGCAUUUCCUCGAGCGCACGCAAGCGUAUGUGUGCAAGGAAGGGAACGAGAGGUUGUUCGGCGAGCGCAUCUAUGUGAAAGACACGGUGUCGUCGAAGCGGAAGCGAGAAGAUGAGAUUUGGACUCAGGCCAUUGGAGCAGAAGAGGAUGUAGCUAGGAAGCUGCUCCAGAAGCAUUUCCCGCGUGAUUACAUUCGGUGUUACUGCAACUUUGAGAAGUUCCUUCAGAGCAAGAGGCGCAAAACCACAGUGGAACACGUGCCCAACUUCACCGCCAAUGGUUGGGUGGUGCCUUCGGAGUUGCUGGAGUGGCGGAAGGAGAUUUCCGGAAGUGCGCGCGAAGGUAGGCCUGUCAGUCAUAUUUUAAUAGGCCCCCCUAGGUGCGGGAAGACUCAGUGGGCGCUGUCGUUUGGUAGACCUGCGGAGAUGUCAAACAGGUUCUGCUUUGAUGCUUUGACGCUUUACCGGAGGAUUGCACGCAUCUUGUUUCAAACGAUAUUGUUGUGA